Molecule: messenger RNA, 6186 nt
Organism: Rhincodon typus (whale shark)
Lineage: Eukaryota; Metazoa; Chordata; Chondrichthyes; Orectolobiformes; Rhincodontidae
Gene: prmt2ip
Product: chromosome unknown C15orf39 homolog
Exons: 4
Coding region: 16-3672 (1218 amino acids)
Source: RefSeq, a predicted model, not a curated record
GAUCUCAAAUUGGAGAUGAGAAACACCAGAGGAACAUGUUCGCUAAUGUUGCAGGACUGGGAAGAAAAGCUUGCAAUAAGAUUCUUAGAAGAAUACAAUUUGAGGCUCUUUCCCUUUAUCUGGAGCAGCAAAAGGUCUGGGAACAUCAUGAUGGCCAAUAAAAGAAGUCUUGAUGGUAUGGACUCACUUAUUUGUAGUAAGAUGCCACGACUGGAGAACAAUCAAAAUGGAUUAUCAGCAGGACUUUAUAAACCCAGUCCCCUAUCUAGUUAUGCUGCUGAAAAUCCCCUCAAGUACACUGGAUCUUAUUUAGCAUACCAUCUUCAAAGUCGUGAUGGAACUGAUCCAUCAGGAGUCUGGAACCAGCCCCAACCUUACAUGCAUCAUAUGGGUGGUCCAAAUACCCAGUCACCACCAGGUCAAGUUUCAAGUCUUAGCAAUCGCUUAUAUCAGACAGAACCUGAAACUGGGCCCCGACCAUUUCAACCAUCUAUAAAUGCGAAUGAUAAACUUGACUUGGUCAAAGAUUUGAUGAAUGUUCGAUCAAAAUGGGUCAGUUUUGUUGAACGGCAAAAGAACUUGAGAAAAAGCCAAAAUCUCCCACCAGUGCUGUGUUCGACUGCAGUUGGAAAACACAGUUUACUUUCAUCUGCUUUAUCUACAGUUAGUAACUGUGCAAAUGUAGCAUUUCCACAACCAGUGUAUAGAAAUAGUGUCUGUUGUUCAGGAGCUGGUUUCUCUUUGGAAAAUUCAACGGAUCAUUUUUAUAGAAGAGGACCAGAAACUGAAUGGAGGAUCCCACCUCCUGUUACUUCCAGCUGUUUAAUUGUGAAUAACAGUCAACUGGUGCACAAUCAGCAAUAUGCCAAUCCACUUGUGAAAAAUAAUUCAUUGCAUAGUGGAUCUGGCAGUAUACCGGUUAGCUCUGUGGGCAGAAUCACUAAAGAAACUGGAAAACCACCUGGACUGCGUUCACCUCUAUGUCGAGGAUAUGGAACUUACAAUAGUGAUGUUCUACAGGAUCCCAGAUAUUCCAUGCUCUCAUAUGAAAACUCUAAUGGCAGUGUUCCAAGUCAUAGCAGCACAUCCAUACAUAAUAUCCAAGACUUGCAGAAAGUUCCCUUGCAUCCGUUUGUGACGACUGAAGGGCAACAGAUGCAACCGCCUUUGUAUCGUGAUAAGCCAUCGCCACCAAAAUAUCCAAUGCCAAUUCAGCCAAAGGUUUUGCAUUCUCGGAACACCAUUUCAAACCAGCAAAGUGUCGGUACUUACUCAUUGUUACAUCCACGUAGCUAUAAGGCCCAAAUGGGAAAUUAUCCAGUGCCAGGUGCAGGUGGGCGGAUGCCUGCACCCAGUUCUGCUUUUGCAAGGCAGCUUGGUUCAGAGUAUCCUUAUGCACAGUCAUCUGAAUCUUUUGGGUAUCCUGUUCGUCCUCAUCCUCCUCCACAGCAGCAGAAAAGUGUCUCUGUGACUGGUCCUUUGGUUCAUUCUGUCUCACAGCCUAUGACACAACCAACAGAGUUUGAGCAACAGAGUUCUCCUGGAAACAAAGUCUCUUCAUCUCGCCAAGAUCCAACAAAUGCAAAGCAUCCUUCACCAGACCUGUUGCAUUUCAGACCACGCAUCAUUGCACAAACAAAUGAACGGUGCUACAAUUCAUUAAACACUCUUUACAAUAUGGAAUGUACUGGUCAGCAGCAGUUGAUAAGCAAACACAGUGCCUUUCACCCUGUACUGUCUGGCAAACACCUGAAGGGGUCAUUUGAGAGACCUGCUGGCUCUCCAGGUGACCAAAGAUCAACGGAUAUUUAUCUGCAAGAGAAUAGCCCAGGCUUUCACAUUUCCCCUAAAGGUGAUCAUGGUAGGUCUAUUUUCAAUAAAGAACCUGAAAUCCUGAAUAAUAAUUCAGAAGUCAGAUUGGAUAGCCCACAAAAAAGCUAUACUGUUAGUCCAACCAGAAAAACAUCUGUGAUUAAUUUCUCUCCUGCUUCCUCCCCUGCUGCUAAUGAAAGCAGGAGAGCAACUCCACCUGCUUCCCCUCCUAUGCCAGUCAUAAACAAUGUGUUCAGUUUGGCACCCUACAAAGCUUACCUGGAAGCCACUGGUCUGUUCUUCUCAAAAUGUCCAAACUGCCAACCAGACUGUGAUAAAUCAUGUUCGUGUUCUUUGGAAAAUAAAACUGAAAGCAGCAAAAAUGAUGGUAUCAUAGAUCUGGAUUCCAAUACAUCUGGCCCUAAAAGACUGCCAAAGGCUAGCAGUCAGUUGCAACCCAAGAAUGAUGAAUUGAAAACAGAUGAUGCUUCUGUAUGUUUAGAAUCUACGAAUGAGAAAGGUUCACCUGAAGAUGAGCUAAGUAAAGCAGUAAGCAAGAAGAACUCUUUAGAUACUCAGCAUCAGGAGAUUAACCUUUCUCCUAAAUUCAGCAGACCCAGUAAUGGCCAACCUCAGCAAAGUGGUAAUGAUGAUGCCAGGUGUGUGGUUCACAGUGGUGAUGUAAAGCUUGGGAUGAACAAGAUGGAUGAUAUGGCUUUGGACCUAAGUACUAAAUCAAAAAGUCCGCCUUUGAAUGUUACUCAGCGUGCUCUAGUUUCUGGUGAGUCUGGAGAAAAAUUGAAAUGUACGAUUGAAAUAUCAAAUGAAAAGAAAGAAAAUACUAUAGAAUCUCUGAGUUCUGAAGAGAAACAGGAACACACAGAACCAUCUGGAGAGCACAGAGUUAAAGCCUCGAAUGAAACAAGCAGCACAAGUGACCACCUUAUUAUAGAAAUGAAUAAGUAUAAAAUACUGAGACCUGCCCCUCCAAAGAUUGGUGAAAAUAAUCCAACUCUGCCAUCUGAAGACAUUAUUAAAGCUAAAAAAAGUAGUUUAAUUGGAUCAGUUGAUCCCUCAGCAUUAAUCCUGAGACCCCUGAAACCUCUGAAGCGAAUAUUGCCUGAUGUAAUUAAAUCAAUUAUGAGUUCUACUCCCGAAUCUAGCAAGACACCUUGUAAAACCAAAGUGGACUCAUCCUGUAAUGGCAAGUUAACACAGAACGAGAAUGACACUUACAAUUAUUUUGCACAUCUUCAUCAGUCCCUAUGUGACAUGAUCACACAGUCUGUGGCUGAAACUUCUGAAGAGGUUUUGCGUGCAUGUUUGCAUGACAUUGAAGAACAGGAAACUCCAAACUUAAGAUCUUCAAUAAAGUCAAAAAAUGGUACAAGAAGCUUUGAGGCAUUGAAGAUGUCAAAAUCCAAAGAAAUUUGGCGCAACUAUGGCCAAGUCCAACAGACCCUGCAAAAACUGCUUUCCUACUUGGAAAGCUAUAUUUAUUCUAGAACAUGCCCAUUUCCCCACGUAAUAAGGGCUGGCACAAUUUUUAUUCCAAUAUAUUUAGUGAAGGAGAAAUUAUUUUCCAGCCUCAAGGGCGCAACAAUUGAUCAAGUUUUCCAGGAGCACAAAAUAGAACUGAGACCGACGACCCUUUCAGAGGAGAAAAAAUUGCAAACAGAGUUACAGCUUCAAAGGUGUUCUUCCAGACUAAUCAAGCUACUUUCCUUAAAACAGUUACCUGAAAUCUAUCAGGAUCUGCUGGAUGUUUUGUGGCAUUCUUGUGUGAAAAUUCGUCUUGAUCUACCUUCACAUGUUGGUCUAGAUGCUCCAGUUCAGGUGAACAAAGUGAUGAAAACGUGAAGGAAGCAACUGUUGCUCAGAAUCUGGCUGACCAUAGUGCUAAUGAAAAUCAGCGUGCACAGCCUCGUUCUACAGAAAUCAAAACCAAAACGGUAGCAAACACUGCUUGCUCAAAAGGGAAGCCUGACAAUGGAAUUGCGACAGCCAGGCAUAAUGCAAAACUUAGGAAAAGACAGAGGAAGAUUAGAGCUACAACCUCAUCCAUAAAUUGUAACUCUAAAUGUACUGAUUCCAGCAAUAGUUCACAAUCUUUACAGAAAAUAAAGCCAAAAUCUGUUCUCCGCUUAGAAAAAAAGUCCAGCACACCAGUUAAUCAAGAUGCUAGUAUAGAACGGUCAAGCAGAGUGUGCCGGCCAGGCUCUAGAAAGUUUACAAUGAAAAGGGAAGGAGUUUACAAUGAAAAGGGUUUCAUGAAAGGCAAUUUUGAAAGGAAGGGCAGUACUUUGGUGGUUCGACUAAAUCGAGUAACUGUCAAUGAGGAUGAUACAGGGACAAACGUUUCCUGCAGUAGAAAGAUCAAAAAAUCUCAAAUGCCAAUCAAGAAAAAGAACAAUGGUGCACUGAGGCCAACUAGAAGCACAUCUAAAGUCCUGCAUCUUCGUGGCUCAAUUGUACGGUUAAAAUUUCAGAAACCAAGACAAACUGCUCCAUGCAGAAACAUAGUGCUGAAGUCAAUUGUUGCUGCAAGAAAGCCUUUAUUAACACGUACUUCUCAACAGCUUGAUAAGAAAAUAACUAAAUCCCGUUCCUGUGGAAAACGCCAAGGCAAGGAAUACCCAAAUUUAGUGGGCAAACGUAUAAGACAUCUAUAUGAGGAAAAGGAUAAAUCAGAGUCCUGGUAUAAAGGUGUAGUGGUCCGAGUGCAUGAAAAGCACCAGAAUCCUCUAGAAACUGUAUAUGAAGUUAAAUAUGACACUGAACCUGACUGGCAGUACUACCUUGAACUCUUACAGGAUUAUGAAAAAGGGUGGCUAAGGGUUGAUGACUGACCUGUAAAAUUAAGCACUGUGCUAUAUUCUUUGUUUCCAUAUCUAUAAUGGUAAUCUCACAGGCAAAAGUAAAAUAGAAUUGCAUGUGAUUAUCUGAGGAAAGCAAUUCAUCAGGUCUUCAUUGUUUAUUUAACAGGGGGAAAGAAAGAAUGCUGCAGUUCCCACAUUCCCUUUAAAAUUACAGUGCAAAAUAUUAGAUACCAAUUUGGCUAUGUGGGGAUUUUUUGGGUUGUUGCACAACUAAGAGAUAUCAUUGUGCAGGUCUCCAUUGCAAAGGUAGAAAAUAUUUUGAAUACUAUGAUUUCAAUAACUACUGAAAGUGCUGGAAUGAAAUUCAAUGCAAAUAUUUCUAAUAGAGUUAACUAAAGGUAAAGGUCUCCUUGUCCCAAACUGUUUAAUUCAACAAAAAUGAGUAAUGUACCAUUCAUCCUACUGUAAUAUCUCCGUUAAGUAUCAAUAUUUUCUAGAUGAAUUUGUUUUGCACUGUCUUCUCCAUAUUCUCUUCUGGUGCUGAAUCCUUCGUCUGUGUGUGCCAGAAACCUUCAGUCCUUGGCUCGUUACGAUUCUCUAUGCUUCAGCCAGAAGCAAGAGUUGGUGAGAUGUUUGGGGUGGGGAGCCUUACAGCUUAGUCCAAUUCAAUUGCUGCUGGAUGUCUAUACAAGCACUUCCCAAGUGGAUAGCUUUUGAAAGCUGUGACCCUGGAUCAUCUUUUGUUCAAUUCCCGAGCCAAUGCUAGAGAUCAUUUGGGGGUCUAAUGCAGGACUAACUUGGACUAUGAUUUACAAUUAACAGAUGGUAUGUAACACAAACUGGAAAUCAUUGUGUUUUUACAAUGUCUAUUCUUGUAUGAUAGCCAUUCAAAUUCAGUUCAGCAAUUUGGAUAUGAAAGUUGAAUUUAGAUAUAGUUAGUGUAGAACUUACAAUACUGCCAGCAUAAUUGUUAACUGCUUCCCUCCCACCCUACUUCUAUACUGUCCAAUUACAUCUCCUAAGUGAGAACUUGGGUGCAAGCGGAAACAGUUCAAUUCAAAAACAAUGCUGCUCGUCAGUCCUCUGCUAUUGAGAUAUUUAUCAAAAAUGGAUGACUGCUACCAUAUAGGAGGCCUUUUUUGAUUCAACAUUUUAUCAAUUUUAAACCAUUUUUUUUGUAGGGCAGUGAUUUUUGCAAUGCACUUUCCAUAAACAAUUUUAGAAAAAAUUCUCUCCCUUUCCCUCCACCCAAUGAAACCUUUGUAUUCAUGAUAUGUUUGACAAGUGCAUUCAUCUAAAUUGUUACUGAUGUACAGACUAAGAAAUUGGGGCAUUGAUAGCACAAACUGCAUUAAGUAGUAUAGAUACACUGUAGUGUUUUGUAUGGACUUUUUGUAAUGAGAAAAUUAGCUAAUUAAGUUAAAGUUGUUACAUUUUCAUACUUUGUUGAUAUUGAAAUAUUACAUGAAAAUGGGAGGUUAAAGAAACAGUGUUGCUAACUCCUUUGUGUGGAUACUUUUGUAUAAAGAUUUCAAACCAGUUCAAUUUUUUUUUA